Rhizophagus irregularis DAOM 181602=DAOM 197198 is the source of this 1215-nucleotide messenger RNA. NCBI's taxonomy places the organism in Eukaryota, Fungi, Glomeromycota, Glomeromycetes, Glomerales, Glomeraceae. The record is from RefSeq and is a predicted model, not a curated record.
AUGCUCGGAGAAAAUAGUACGACGGCUUGGAGAAAAAAAGCUCCCACUGAUUUGUCAAAUACGGUCAAUCGAGAUGUCCUAUACGCUUGUUGUCGUAGCUUGUAUAAUGAGAAUCUUUUAAACAAAACCGUGGAAAAGGGCACUCAACCUAAAAUUGAUAUCUCAAAUGAUGAAUUCGUUUCUCGACCUCAAGUUGUAGAACGGAUUAAAGAAAUUCUUCAACCACAUAAAAAUCAUUCGUAUUAUCAUUUGAUCUGUGGUGAACACGGGACAGGAAAAACUACAUUAGCCAGGAUCGCUUCAAGUGAGGUUGGGUGUGGCGUUAUAUAUGUUGAUAUCCCCGCGGAUUUAAGUGGAUUAGAUAAGGCCUUUGGAAAAGCAAUUAAUUUCGCAUCUGAGAAAAUUUCUAUUACUGGACAAUGGUUGCGUAAAAUCAAAUCGGAUGAUACACCUAAGAUUUCUGAAUGUGCAAAAGCUUUGAAAACCUUCAGACACGCUAGCGAAGUGUACAAAGCCAAGCAUGAUAAGCCAAUGGUUAUUGUUUACGACAAUGUUAGUUACUUGGUUCAUAAAAAUCCAAAAAUCCUCGACAUUCUCCAGGAUGACGCGAAGCACAGUGCUGAUGAUCGAAAAUACAUCGCUGUAUUUGUCUGCAGUGAAGGGAGUGUACCCCAGAGAAUGGAAUCUCGCAGUGCCUGGUCACGCGCAAAAACGCCUGUAAUGGAAAUUGGUGACCUUAGCAAGGAAGAAUCGAUGGAAUAUUUGAUUAAGAAGCGCAAGAUAAAGGAAGUAGAUGUGAAAAAAUUAUUUGAUUUAGUUGGGGGUCGUAUCAUAGAGCUAAAGACUGUGGCGGAUGACUUCUUGAAAGGACAAGAAUUCGAAGUCGUUAAAAAACAAGUCUUAAACAAAGUUGAAAAAACAUUUCGAUCUGCAGAACUCCUUCCGAAUGGUCUAUAUUACGAAGUGGGAAAAAGUAUUAUCGGUGAUUUGUUGAAUUCUAAUAACAAAUCUAAUGAGCUUAGCUUUUUAGAUUUUAAUAAAUAUUUUGAUAAGACUGAGAAAUUAAAUGAAGUGUUAGGAAGCAAUAUAUUUUCAUAUCAUCCCGAAAAAAACGUUGUGACCUUCCAAUCUCAAUCAGUAAAAUGUUAUGUUCAUGAAAAUGCUGACAUAUUCUCCGUGCCUGGUUCACAUAUUAAAAUUAUAGAAGUUAACUAG